Molecule: messenger RNA, 293 nt
Organism: Amoebophrya sp. A120
Lineage: Eukaryota; Dinophyceae; Syndiniales; Amoebophryaceae
Source: the annotation of a GenBank genome assembly
UCCUGGAGUUCCAUACUAAUUGGAAGAUUUUCUACUUUCAGUUUCUUGAGAAUUAUGAUAAUCAUUUUAUCAACAUGUUUCGGAAGUAAGAAUUCGGUGCUGGAAAAAACUUGUUACUCGGUUACUUUUCUUUCACUCAGCGACGCUUACUUCUAAAAAUUUACAAACAGGCAGCUUUUCAAGUUUUAGACUUUCACCUUGCGCUCAAGUUUCAAGCUCGAUAGAAACAAAAGCUUUCACUUUCAACCCUUCAGACCUCUUGUAAGACGGAAACAGUUAAAAACAGACCUUCC